Nerophis ophidion (straightnose pipefish) is the source of this 2100-nucleotide messenger RNA. RefSeq names its product death-associated protein kinase 2. Gene Ontology annotation, cellular component: cytoplasm; nucleus. Gene Ontology annotation, molecular function: protein serine/threonine kinase activity; ATP binding. Gene Ontology annotation, biological process: intracellular signal transduction; positive regulation of apoptotic process; protein phosphorylation. The record is from RefSeq and is a predicted model, not a curated record. The coding region runs from base 374 to 1450 and encodes 358 amino acids. The transcript has 12 exons. NCBI's taxonomy places the organism in Eukaryota, Metazoa, Chordata, Actinopteri, Syngnathiformes, Syngnathidae.
GUUACUCACGCACUCAACAGACAGAAGUGGCGGGUCUGACACAAUUCUUUUAACGGAAAUAAGGAACGGCGGCUUGGUUCACGGGAGGGGCGGGAAGGUUUGCCCUUAAUAACGCCCAUUAUUCGAAACUCGCGGCGUGGGAUGCUAAUUCCGUGGACAUGACACCGACGGAGUGUCACGACAUGCGCACCUUUUCCGCAUUCCCAGCGAACAAGUCGUGACGGCGACCAGCGUGAACACAAGCGACUGUCAGCGGGAACCAAGUCGAGGAGAGCGCUCCUCUUCCCGGGUACAUCUGGCGUAGAGGACCAUGAACCACUUGAGGUUUAACAUGAACUAAGUGGAUUUAAGAAACAACCUGAAGAAAAUUGCUAUGGCUGUGUUCAAACCUGAGAAUGUAGAGGACUUCUACGAAAUCGGAGAAGUACUGGGAAGUGGACAUUUCGGUCAAGUCCGAAAAGUUUGCGAGUUGGCCACCGGCACGCAUUGGGCGGCGAAGUUCAUAAAGCUUCGCAAGACCUCGUGCAGCCGACUGGGCCUAGAAAGGAGCCGCGUGGAGCAGGAGGUGGAGGUGAUCCAGGUUCUGCAGCACCCCAACAUUGUCGCUCUCAAAGACGUCUUCGAGUGUCGGUCAGAGGUGGUGCUCAUUUUGGAGAUUGUUGGCGGCGGCGAACUGUUCGACUUCAUCGCAGAGAAGGAGAACCUGACGGAGGACGAUGCCAUCCAGUUCAUGAAGCAGAUCCUGGACGGACUGGGCUUCAUGCACAGCAAGAACAUCGCCCACUUCGACCUCAAGCCAGAAAACAUCAUGCUGUCGGACAAAGCGUGUCCAAAUCCUAUCAUCAAACUCAUUGACUUUGGCCUUGCGCACCGUUUUAACUCAGGGGAGGAGUACAAGAGCUCAAGUGGAACCCCUCAGUACAUCGCUCCCGAGAUGAUUAAUGGAGAAGCCCUGAGCACAGCGGCUGAUAUGUGGAGCAUAGGAGUUAUUACUUACAUACUCUUGAGCGGCAUGUCGCCGUUCCAGGGAGACUCCGAUGAAGAGACUCUGAAGAACGUCCUAGCUAUAAACUACCAGCUUGAUAUGCGGUACUUUAGCACCACCAGCUCCACGGCUAAAGACUUCAUCCAGAAACUUCUGGUAAAUAAUCCCAGUGACAGAUUGACAGCUGCAGAGUGUCUUCUUCAUCCAUGGAUCAAGCCCAUUACACGCAAACAAAUGGCCCACAGGAAUCGAUCCUCAAUCAAUAUGAAGAAUUUUAAGAAGUUCAACGCCAAAAGGAAAUGGAAGAUGUCUUACAACAUGGUGCGGAUGUGUAACCGCCUGGUCAGCUUAAGACUUCUGUGCAAAGGCAGCUCAGAUCCACCUGAGAGACAGUGCGAGAGCGACGUGGAGGACCUCGAAAGCAAGCCCGCCUCUCUGCUGCGGCGAAGGCUCAGUAGCAAUUAGUAGUCUGUCCAGCGUCUUCAGCAUUGUUGGGAUGAACUGCUUUUAUUUUAGAAUUUAUUCUCACUGUUAUACAAUGAAAGUGGAAAUAUAUGUGCAUUUAUGGACCUUUUUUUUUAAACAAAAAUAGCAUGUAAUUCAAUGUUUGAUGUGUUUCCUGCAUGCAAGGCCAGCCUUAAAUGCACUUAUUGUGUCCAAUGAUGGCACAAACUUGUGAAAAAAAAAACAUGUUUUGCUGCAAUUUAAACACAUUUUAGUGCACUGUGUACGCCAAAUUACAGUUUUGAGUCUUCAGACAAGCAGUCCUACCUCGAUGGGAUUUUAGUAGCAUGAUGGCUGCCACUCCCAGUGUAAGGAAAUGUAAUUUACUACUUCUUAUUUUAAAAACAUCCUGUUUGGCUUUCAAGGAUAAUCUGACAUUAUCAUGUCAUCAUUGUUGAAGUCUGCCGUCUAGACAUAAUCACUAAGAGCAUUUAUUACUUGUGGUCUCAUGUGUUUUAUUAAUGUUUUCAUAUGCUCCUAUAAAUUGUGUCCAUGGUCCUUUUAAAAUAAGCUGCUGUUUGUUGCCUGAUUCUCUUUCUGUGCGAUGCAAUUUAAAGAGCAUUGUCAGUUUAUUUGUGUUAGUCUGAAAUAUAUAUAUUUUUUAAAAAUCA